UCAUUAAUAGCACAAUGAUGUUUGUCCUCUCCUCUCAACAACUCAAGAACAGCAUGUCCCUUUUGCCAAACAUAAUUUGUAAAUCUCCAACAACAAGAGGCCACAGAAGAUAACGGUGCCUGUUGCUCCAAUACCAGACAUUUGUUAACAAUUAGGCCGGUCCUCAAGACUGACUCACUGAAGCACGUGCACCGUGGCCCACCUCCUUUUCUCCUCCUUCUCCCUUCAUCGACUCCCUCCCUUUCCCACACAGAAACAAUCACUCCCUCUCUCCGGCAUGUUUCCCAAAGCUGCACAUGGUUACUGUCCAAGGUAUUACUUUCCACUGGUUCUAUAGCAAAGAGGAAGCUUGUUAUUGAGGGUUCCUCUUGACACACCAGCUGUUGGAUGCUGUGUCCUCGACAUUGGAUUAGUCUGCAGGUUUAGUGACUUAUUUCUUGUCAGCAAACCAGUAUUCUUCUUGACUGAUGCUCUGGAGUCUGAUGAGUCUUGACAGGUGAAAUAUAUUUGGUCUCAAGUCUCCACAUUCGUCUUUACCAAACUGACUGGGGGUGAAUCAACAUGAAAGAUAGCUAUUGUGGCUACGAGAACCAGCUUUUUAAUGAGGAGGACUUAACUGGAGAAGAAGAGGAAAUUCCUCCCCUGAGAGGAAGGGCAAGAGGAGGAUGUAUGAAAUGUCAGCAGACACAUUCUCUUACGCUAGCUGUCAAAAUGCUCUAUGGCUUUUUAGCUUUACUCAUCAUUGCUGUGGCCGUCUUGGCAACCCUUGUUUUCAGGAGAGUUGAUAACUUAUCUGAAGAGGAAUCAUUUUAUCACAAACAUAUUUCCAAAGUCCAGGAGAGUAUAAAAGAUAUCAGCACUGCAAGCAACUAUUCCAACUGCUUAGAUGUUGCACAAUUCCAAGAGGAGAUAGCCAGACUGAAGAAGGAGUUUGAGGAGACCCAGAAGAUGGUACUCGAUCAAAAACAGCAGUUGGACCAGGCGAUCCAGUCUCAGCAAAGUCUUACGCAAACCAGCAACAGAAUGACGAGAGAGCUCCAGGCCUAUGGAAUCGUCAUUAAGCGUAUAAACCAGUCUGUGGGCCAAUACCUGGAUCAGGUAACAGGCUGGCAGGUUGUCAUUAAUGAAACAGAACAAGGGAUGAAAACCCUAAUUGAGGAUCAGUAUGAUUUGAAGGCCACAAUGCAACAAGUCAACACCACUGUUGCUCUUAGUGCGUCGUGGAUAGGUGCUCUUCAGAGGAAGGCCGAAGAGGAGACCUUGGUGCUCCAAAAAAUAACAGCGGACUGGCAGAAUUACAGCAGAGUUUUAAGUGCCAUGAAAUCCAAUGCCAGCGUAACCAUGCAGACCGUGAGGGCUGUUCAAAGUGGCGUCUCUGCCACUCACCAGCGGAUCAGCAUGAGCUCAGAGAUGGUGCAUGACCUCACUCUGCAAGUCAUGAACCUGCAGAUGCAACUGGACAAUGUCUCGUCUUACAUCGACGAACACGAGGAGAACAUGCACGACCACCAGUACCACACGAAGUACUACGAAAACCGGACCGGGGAGCGAUUUGUGACAUUGGAUGCAAGGAUGAACUCCAUUGAAAUGGAGAUCGACACAGUUUCUUCCAGCAUCAAUGCAACCGUCAGCCAUGUUCAGAGCAUGUACAAAUACAUCAACAUAGAGAGUUCCUCUUGCCAAUCCAGACUGGGCAGUCACACUGAAGAUUUGCAGAACUUAAACAACACAGUCCUGCUUCUUCUUCACCUAGCCGACACUCUCAGAAUGCAGUACAUGAUGCUGAAUGUGCGCCUCGAAGAUGAUGUGAGGAACCUAUCAUUGGUGAUGGAGGAGAUGAAGCUUGUAGACACCAGUCAUGCAAAGCUGAUCCAGAACUUCACUAUUCUGAAAGGUAUGCCUGGUCCACCUGGUCCAAAGGGAAGCAGGGGAGAAUCGGGAGCCAAAGGACCACUAGGUGUAUCUGGACUGAAAGGAGACAGGGGACUUGCAGGAAAUCGUGGACCUCAAGGAUUAAAGGGCGCUAUGGGAAUUAAGGGGGAUCAAGGUUUGCCAGGAGUUUCUGGAAUGAAAGGUGGGCCUGGACUUAAGGGAGAAAAAGGGUCUUUAGGGCAACCAGGGCCUCGUGCUGAAAAGGGGCUGAAGGGUGAUAUGGGGGUUCCUGGGAAGGACGGAAUUCCUGGCCCCAAAGGACCGCCAGGAAUCCGGGGACAAGCCGGACUCCCAGGGGUACAUGGACCUCCGGGACCGGUAGGAAUACAGGGCGCUGUAGGACCACCGGGGCCACCUGGAAUACCCGGUCCACCAGGGGAGCCUGCUCAGAAGUCAUGAACAGAUAGACAUACAACUUAAAAAUAACCCAAAUGGUGAUACACUGACUGCCUUUCUGGAUACGGUUAUGAUGUUUCUUGCAGUAGAAUGGUGGUGGACGUCAACUUGGAGAUCUGUCUCUAAACAAGACGAUGGUGGGGACUCUUUGGAAUCUUAGAGGCCCACAUGCACAUUCCCCAAAAAUGAAGCUUGCUCUGAACAACGAUACACUAUGUAUAGGCUUUCAACACAAGAAAAGCGCUCAAACACAAUUCUGUAAAUGAGCCACUUCACCACAAUCUUGUUUUAACAAUCAAUAGAGCCAGGCUUCUAUGAAACCAUAUCCAUUGGACUUAAUAAUUCGCCAGCAUCAGCAUUUGAAGACAGAUAAACAUUCGACAAAUCAUACUUUUGCUUUUUAUGGAGUGUAUGUAUUAAUAGAGCAACGUUUUCCAUUUUGUAUUUGCAUUAUAGUACAGCAACAUUUUCCACUUUGUAUUUGCAUCAUAAUCCCAGAACAUUCAGAGCAGGUACUCUGAAACAUGAUUUUUAUUAUGGUUUCAAGUAAACCAAAUAUUUUCACUCAUCAACGCAACGGUAUUCUUGGUACAAAAUUGAUAAAACACUGCGAAAAGUAUGAUGAACUCAUUGCAUUGCAUUGCAU
Pimephales promelas (fathead minnow) is the source of this 2974-nucleotide messenger RNA. RefSeq names its product scavenger receptor class A, member 3 (gene scara3). The record is from RefSeq and is a predicted model, not a curated record. NCBI's taxonomy places the organism in Eukaryota, Metazoa, Chordata, Actinopteri, Cypriniformes, Leuciscidae.